Molecule: messenger RNA, 2014 nt
Organism: Argiope bruennichi
Lineage: Eukaryota; Metazoa; Arthropoda; Arachnida; Araneae; Araneidae
Product: three-prime repair exonuclease 1-like
Exons: 3
Coding region: 182-1285 (367 amino acids)
Biological process (GO): DNA catabolic process
Cellular component (GO): cytoplasm
Molecular function (GO): nucleic acid binding; 3'-5'-DNA exonuclease activity
Source: RefSeq, a predicted model, not a curated record
CGCUAUUCGGAGCGUCAUGGAAACAAACUAAGAAAAGCCUAGCCGAUAAGAAAGGUUUUGGUAUUGAUAUCUUAUCUUGUACUUUGGAUUCCUAAGCUUGGAAAGAGAGCUAAGCCCUAUUCUUACCACGAAACAGCGUUGAAAUAAUCCUAAUUAAUAGAAAUUUUAUUUCUAAUCAUUAAUGGAAAAUUUUCUGAAAAUGAUGCUUCCAGACAGUGAUCCAAAUUGCAAAACAGUGUCUACACUUGUCUUCAUGGACUUGGAAGCUACUGGACUGCCAUCAUAUGUAGGAAAAAGAAAUGUUCACAUUACAGAAUUAUCACUGGUUGCAAUUGAUCGUUCUGAUUUUGAAUCGGAUAGUUCACUUAGAGUUCUAAACAAAUUAAACCUUUGUAUUCGUCCACGUACUACCAUUUCACCAACAGCCAUGACAAUAACAGGAUUAUAUAACGACAUACUUGAAAAGCAGGAAAAGUUUGAUGAAUCAAUCCCAAAACUACUAGAAUAUUUUUUUCGACGCCUCAGACGACCUCUAUGCUUAUUAGCACAUAAUGGUAACAGAUAUGACUUUCCUCUACUACAAGCUGAACUCAGGCAUAUAAACUAUGAAUUAGAUGGGGAAAUAUUAUGUGCUGAUACACUGGAAGCAUUUCGUUCAAUAGUUUCAAAUACAACAGUGGAUGUUGAUCCAGUUUUGAAUCCAAAUAAUGAAAAACAGCAGAAUGAUGAAGUUGCACCAAAUAUGUUAGAAAAUACCUCUAAAAAUGAAAGAAUUGCAAUAUCUGAAGAUGAAACAGAUAAAAUGCUGUCAGAUGAUUUGGAUCUUUUUAUUUCCCUUGAAGUUCCAGAGAUGGAAAACACAACAGAAAAUAAAAAUGUUUCGUCUGAAGUGAUGCCUUUUCCAGAUGAAUUUACAACACCAACAUCAAAAAAUACAGAGACCAUUGCGAUAAAAAGACCUCGUAAAAAAUUUAAACAAGAUCCAUCAUGGACACCAAAACGGCAGUAUCAAACAACUACUUCAACUAAACCUAAUCCAACGCAAAUCAAAAGACAACUUUUCGCAAAUCGUACUUCAGAAACAAACACUGUAUAUUCCAAACCAACUCAAUUUUCUCUAGAAAAAUUAUAUUAUCAUUAUUUUGGUGAAAGCCCACCUAAGAGUCAUUAUGCAGAAGCAGAUUGUAUUGCUUUGAGUAAAGUAUGCCAAAAAAUAAGCGCCGACUUUUUAAAAUGGAUAGAUGCUCAUAGCACAUCAUUUAAUGAAACUCCAGCAAUGUGGUAAAAAGAGUAAUUAUUAUAUAUGUAAUGCUGCAUUAUGUAUGUAAUAUGCUUCCCAGAAAUCUGAUUCUUGAAGCUUCAGAAUGUAUUUAAUCAAAUUUGAUUCUUUUUAAAACAAAUGUACCAUGUCUUACAAGAUAAACAUUCACAUUUUAAAAUUAUGAUCAGGGAUAAAUAAUAAAUCAAAACAUUUUCUUCAUUAAAAAUUUUUGAAUUUGACAUGUAUUCAUCCACAUAGUAUCAUUGCUGUUUAGUUCCUAUACAUACUAAUGUAACAUACUAAUAUGUACUAUGUAAAAUGAUAAAAAGAAAAUGGAACUUAUAGCUUCAAAGCUUGUAUAUCUAAAAUAAGAAAUAUUUAUACUUAAUAUGCUAAUGCAUGUCAAUGUUUGACAGGUAUAAAAAGAAAAUAAUUUUUAUUUCAUAUGUAUUUGUCUGUAUAUAAAUAUAUAUAAAGAUCUAAGCAGGAGAAUUCCCAGAACAAGAGCUCUAAAGGCUGGAACAUAACAUAUAUAUAUAUAUAUAUAUAUAUAUAUAUAUAUAUAUAUAUAUAUAUAUAUAUAUAUAUAUAUAUAUAUCUUUUUAUUCAUUUCUUUUUCUAAUGUUUCUUAUGCAUGCAACAAAUUAAUUCAUUUUCUUUUGCACUAUCCUUCUUAAUUACUUAUAGUUUGAGUUCGUCUUUUAUGUUCUUUAUAUAUUAUGUAUGUUAAUGCUCAUAAAGAAGAAAAAAGAA